Messenger RNA from Perkinsus marinus ATCC 50983, 309 nucleotides. Its product is annotated as equilibrative nucleoside transporter, putative. Gene Ontology annotation, molecular function: nucleoside transmembrane transporter activity. The transcript has a single exon. Gene Ontology annotation, biological process: nucleoside transmembrane transport. The coding region runs from base 1 to 309 and encodes 102 amino acids. Gene Ontology annotation, cellular component: plasma membrane. Lineage: Eukaryota; Perkinsozoa; Perkinsida; Perkinsidae. The record is from RefSeq and is a predicted model, not a curated record.
AUGCCGAACUUGCUCCUUGCGUGCUUCGUACUUGGGAGAAGUAUCUUCAUCCCGUUAUUCAUUUGCACGAGUCUCUAUCCUACUGUUAAGCCUUUCUAUUGGGAUUGGUUCAAGCAUGUGGACAUGGCUCUCUUUGCUUUGACUAAUGGGAUGGGCUGUACCAUUUCGAUGGUAAAGGGUCCUUCUCGUGUAAGUCAGGAUAAGGCCGAGCAAGAGGUUGCAGGGUAUACCAUGGCCUUCGCUUUGAUCUUUGGUAUUUUGUGCGGCAGCGUGUUUGGCCUUUGUGCUAAUAUCGGUUUGGGUCAAUAG